AUGUCAGACAGCCAGGACCGUGCGCCGGAGGGGACGGGCGGCAACGAAGAGGAGAGUGAUGGGGAAGGGAAGGGGGUGAGUGCAGUGGGAGGCGCCCGGCACCCCACCACCUGUCCAGUCUGCGGCCGAGGCUUCGCCACAGCCUCCAGCCUGCAUCGGCACCAGCGGGUGCACACGGGCGAGCGGCCCUUCUCCUGCCCUGACUGCGGCCGGGGCUUCGCGCAGUCCUCCACCCUGCAGAGGCACCAGCGGGUCCACUCCGACGAGCGGCCCUUCCCCUGCCCCGACUGCUCCAAGCGCUUCAAGGGCCCCCAGAACCUGCGCGUCCACCGGCGGACCCACUCCGGCCAGCGCCCCUUCCUCUGCUCCGUAUGCGGCAAGGGCUUCGUCCAGUCCUACAACCUGCUGGCCCACCAGCGGCUCCACACCGCCCGCAACCUCUGCACCUGCCCUGUCUGCGGACAAUCCUUCUCCCGGCCCGCCGAGCUGCUCGACCACCACAGGCUUCACCCUGCAAUCUAG
Hypanus sabinus (Atlantic stingray) is the source of this 522-nucleotide messenger RNA. RefSeq names its product zinc finger protein 500-like. Gene Ontology annotation, cellular component: nucleus. Gene Ontology annotation, molecular function: RNA polymerase II cis-regulatory region sequence-specific DNA binding; DNA-binding transcription factor activity, RNA polymerase II-specific. The record is from RefSeq and is a predicted model, not a curated record. The transcript has a single exon. Lineage: Eukaryota; Metazoa; Chordata; Chondrichthyes; Myliobatiformes; Dasyatidae. Gene Ontology annotation, biological process: regulation of transcription by RNA polymerase II. Bases 1 to 522 code for a protein of 173 amino acids.